AUGCCUUCAACCGAAUCCAAGCGCAUAUUAAUUGUUUCAAUGUCUUAUUAUAAAAAAUAUGUUAGCGAAGUAUUAAUAAAUAAACAAGGGACCGACCAAAUAGACUACAACUCCCCACGACUUGUGACACGCGAAGACACUGAAGUACGGGGUCUUCGAGUUGGCAAACUUGAUAUUGGUGACAAAGCUUUCGAAGCGUUUGAAGAUAGUCUCUGUGAUCCUAAUGAAGGGCUCGUUUCUCGUAAAUCAUUGUUCAAGGGAGUUGGAGUAGACCGAUAUAUUGUCGAAGUAGAUGAAGAGGCAGUUGUA
This is a messenger RNA of Racocetra fulgida, 309 nucleotides long. The record is from the annotation of a GenBank genome assembly. NCBI's taxonomy places the organism in Eukaryota, Fungi, Glomeromycota, Glomeromycetes, Diversisporales, Gigasporaceae.